AUGAAGCAGCGGCAUGGUGAUGACUCCGAGGCACCGACAGUGCGCCAGGGUGAGCAGGACCGCACCAGCUUUCUCGUCAAGAGGCUGAUGGACAUAAGGUCUCCAGACGGGCCGGUACGACCAGAAACCAACAACAACAGCAACAGUAACAGCAGCAAUACAAACGACAUCGGCCAGCCCUACAACUCGAAGGCCACAAAGUCAGCACAACAGCUGCAGCAGCACCAGCGGAUUCCCACUGUUCAGCACCAGCCACCUCCCCGACCACCAGCUCCACCUCAACCAUCUCUCAGUGAUCUCCAACAGCAGGUCCACUGUGCCACUCCUGUGACGUCGCCUCUCCUGCCAUCCCCCCAACCACUCACAGCUACAGUGUCACCAUACCCAGAACCACUAUCAAAGCUCCCAGCCCCCUUUCAGGAACACCAGCAGCCCCAGCCACCGUUGUUGCAGCUUCCAAGCCCUCACCUACAGCAGGCUCCAGACGAGCCAGAAUCAUCACGGAAACUUGAAGAACUGCCAGAAACUCCAGUAUUAGCCUCUGAUGAAGCAAUAGAUCGGCGUACAAAACACAAGUGUGAUGAUUGUGGCAAGUUCUUCAGCACCAAGUCGUCUCUCAAGGUGUGCAGACUUAUUUGCUAA
Messenger RNA from Schistocerca gregaria, 642 nucleotides. Its product is annotated as cell division protein ZipA-like. The transcript has 2 exons. Bases 1 to 642 code for a protein of 213 amino acids. NCBI's taxonomy places the organism in Eukaryota, Metazoa, Arthropoda, Insecta, Orthoptera, Acrididae. The record is from RefSeq and is a predicted model, not a curated record.